GAGCUUGCGCGGCUUUGUGACCGCCGACGAGCACAGCCCCGACGCUAAUCCUCCGCGCCAACCGCUGCCGCCGCGCGAAUCAGUCUGACGCGAAGCCGUCGGCGGCGAACACAUCACACCACACCACAACACACCACACAACAAAAACAUGCGCCUCGCACACCUCGGCAAGCUCUGGUGGCUGCCGUCCGUGCUCGCCGUCGCCUACGCCGUCUACAGCAUGCACGCCCAGGCGGACCCCUCGCAGACGCGCACGACGCGCGUCUUCACCGUGCGCGAGCUCGGCGCCUACGACGGCGCGGCGCGGCCCGAGAUCUACCUGUCGAUCAUGGGCCGCGUCUUCGACGUGUCGAGCGGCGCGGAGUACUACGCCGUCGGCGAGUCCUACGCCUGCUUCGCGGCGCGGGACGCGUCCCUCGCCUUCGUCACCGGCGGCUUCGACGACGACCGCACGGACGACGUGUCGUCGCUGACCGGCAAGCAGCUCGCGGAGCUCGCGAGCUGGGUCAACGGCACCUACCACGACAAGUACGUCUACCGCGGCGUCCUCGGCGGCGGCUACUUCUUCGACGCCACGGGCCGGUCGACGCCCGCGGGGCGCGACGUGGCGCGGAAGAUCGCGGACGAGGCGCGGCGCGCGGAGCUCCGCGAGGCCGACGCGCGCCGGUUCCCGCGCUGCUCGUCGCGGCGCAGCGCCGUCGAGGCCUACGUCGCCUGCAAGGGCGGCCGCGUGCCCCGGCGGCGGCGCCUCGCGGGCGACGACGACGAGCCCGAGCGCUGCGCGUGCGCCGCGCCGGACGCCGCGGACGCGGCCGGCGGGCUCCUCGACGUCUACGCCGGCUGCGCGCCCGACGCGGCGAAGUGCGACCUCCCGCCGCGGGAAGCGCCCGCGCGGGCGGCGGCGGCGGCGGCCCGGGCGCCCGUGUAAUAGUGUUUUGGCGUCGU
Molecule: messenger RNA, 945 nt
Organism: Aureococcus anophagefferens
Lineage: Eukaryota; Pelagophyceae; Pelagomonadales; Pelagomonadaceae
Exons: 1
Coding region: 149-928 (259 amino acids)
Cellular component (GO): membrane; endomembrane system
Source: RefSeq, a predicted model, not a curated record